AUGAUUUCGAAAAAUGGUAUCGUAAGUGUUUACGGUUUUCUGUUGGGCUUGUCCAUCUUAUUCGUGUGGUUGCUGCUUCGGAAUAGUGACCUGCUGGACACCUACGUCGACCCUGCAGUUGUGAACCCGUUGCACUUGUUUAUCGUCUACGCAGCCAUCGCCAACGUCCUAGUACGCGUCGUCAACCGAGGAACAACGUAUAAAGUAUGUGCCCAGGCCUUGUUCUUGGGUUUGGCCAUGGCUGCAGGAUUGCUGAUCUCGAUCCAAGCACCGGCCUCCUGGAAGCCUUUUGGAUGGUACAUAUGUGUGAUGGCCAUAUUUCAUUACUCAGAGUUCCUCAGCAUAGCUGUGUGUAAUCCUAAAACUCUAACGUCCUCAUCGUUCAUGUUGGAUCACAGUAUCGCUUAUGGUGUAGCUGCUACAACUAGUUGGCUCGAAUAUUUAUUGUGGCAUUACUUCUUACGUGAUAUGAAAACUAUUCAUGAAAUCAGUUACUUUGGUCUUCUGCUAUGUGCUUUUGGCGAGGCUUUGAGAAAAGGUGCCAUAUGGACUGCUAGAGAUAACUUCACGCAUUUAGUGCAGCAAGAAAAAGCACAGACCCAUACACUGGUCACACACGGAGUGUACUCGUGGUUCAGACAUCCUAGUUAUGUUGGAUGGUUUUACUGGUCCAUAGGCACACAGAUUGUCAUGAUCAAUCCCGUGUGCGUGGUGGCGUAUGCGCUGGCCAGCUGGAAAUUCUUCAAGGACCGAAUCUACUACGAGGAAAUCACGCUCUUGAAUUUCUUUGGAGAAGACUACAUUUCAUAUCAGGAAAAAGUCGGAAUCGGCUUACCGUUUAUCAGGGGAUUUGUGGUGACACGUGACAAACAAUAA
Messenger RNA from Macrosiphum euphorbiae (potato aphid), 876 nucleotides. NCBI's taxonomy places the organism in Eukaryota, Metazoa, Arthropoda, Insecta, Hemiptera, Aphididae. The record is from the annotation of a GenBank genome assembly.